Messenger RNA from Haliotis rufescens (red abalone), 2538 nucleotides. RefSeq names its product ankyrin repeat, PH and SEC7 domain containing protein secG-like. The record is from RefSeq and is a predicted model, not a curated record. Gene Ontology annotation, molecular function: protein binding. The transcript has a single exon. Bases 507 to 1511 code for a protein of 334 amino acids. NCBI's taxonomy places the organism in Eukaryota, Metazoa, Mollusca, Gastropoda, Lepetellida, Haliotidae.
GACCGUGACGCCGCGACCUCGGCAGUUAAAUAAUAUAUACACCUGACUCUAGACUCUCCCAUUCAGCAAGAUCGUUACACAGGAGUGAUAUGGUACCAUAACAUGCUCAGAUGUUUGGGCUGCCAGACUGGAAGGAAAUACUGCAGCAUUAUCGACUGUCACAGGUCAGUUCCAUGUUGCCGUGUUCGGGACAGAAGUAUGCGGUGUAUAGGCUUGGCUGUGAACACGAGAGCGUCGAUUUCCGAGUGGUUUGCACUGCAGAAACCAGGUCGGUUAUCAUGACUGAGGACCUGUGCUGUUCGUAAAAUGCGCCGUGUCAUUCUAGCAACUGGUGACUUAGGAAUCUGGAUGACUAUUUACUAAUCAUUCAUGGAUAGAAAAUUGUUGUGAAUCUAUGAAAUCCUACCCUGUAAACCUUAUAUCAGAAAUCAUUUUUCAAAUGAUAACUUUGACACUAACUAUGGAAACUAUAUAUAUUCCGAGGUAUUGAAGUCUACAUAUUCGUGAUGUAUUAUUUUGAAGACGACCUAUACGACGCCAUUGCUACUGGCAACGUCGCUUCACUGAAGGGUUAUAUGAGUCGAGGGCUCAGUGUCAACCAUGCAUUCAGGAAUACGAACGCCGUCGGCAGACUGGGCAUGACGCUACUGGACGCCGCAGUCUCCCUGAACCAGAAGGAUGUUAUACGUCAUCUCGUGUCACGUGGGAGUGACGUUAACAUGAAGUACGUCGUGGACAUAGACGAAUUUUGCUACAAACUUCGAGAAUAUCGAAAGAGGGAUAAAUUAAAGAUGAUGUCAAUGUACCCGUGUAUUGUCAAGGGAGACGUAGAUAUGGUUAAGUUGUUGAUACAAGGAGGCUUUGACGUCAAUAUCCAAGAUGACCGCGGUUGCACAGCACUAUGGCACGCCGUUGACCUUAGCAACUACGACAUGGCCAAAGCCAUAGCUAUGGCUGAUGGUUGUGACGUCAACUUAGCUGACGUGACCAUGUUACGUCCGCUGCACGUGGCCGCUCUUCACGGGAACGUCCGCAUCGCGUCGUUGCUGGUACGUUACGGAGCCAUCAUUGACGCAGUGCAGUUGAGGGGGUCGUCUCCCCUUAUAUUAGCGGUGAAAUCGGCAUGCUAUGACACAGUGCGCCUUUUGUUACUCAACGGCGCCGAUCCCAAUCGCAUCGGCUACAACGGCCACACGCCGAUAUCAACAGCGUUCCAGGUGUGUACGGACAGACGUAUAGUUGACAUGUUGAUAGAAGCGGGGGCCUAUUGCUACUACAAUCUCAUCAUCAAGUGUCAGAGGGAGAAGCUACCCCUUCUCAAACACCACCCGGAAGUAGUCGGCGUUCUCAAGGAGCUGGCUAGCUCCCCAAGGUCACUGAAAAUACAGACGUGCCUCGUUAUAAGGCGAACUCUACUGGCAUCAAAAUGUCAUCUUCAUCUUAUGAGGAAAGUUGCAAAACUACCAUUGCCGAAAAUAAUGCAGGAAUUUCUAUUAUUAAGCUAUCUGUGAUCGUUACGAGUUGGAGCUGACAUGUGACACAAUAUUGAUGCAUUGAUGACAUUGUUCAAUAGUAUUAACGCUUUCUUGCUAUUAAGGAACUUCGUGACAAUCAUGUCCAGAUGUGUUUUAAUUUAAGUUGGGGCAAACAGUCAUGUCCUUGCUUUGAGACAGAACAAUGGAACCACACAUGGUAUAGAACGCUGACAGAAAGGUACAGGCCGGUUCCAAGCUGUUCAUACAGAAUAUAUAUUCAUUUGUUGUGAUUGUGAUAUCUUUGUGGCCUUGGCCAAAUACCUACCAGCAUUAGGAGAACAGUAUAAUAUCACCAAUGCGACAAUGCUGACAUUGAAAUGUAAUGUAUUGCAUAUGUACUUCCUAUAUGUUUUGUUUGUUAAUUCGCGCAUGUGUUGCAUCUUGCUGGCAAGGUUCAUUAUGAGUGGUGCAGUUUGGUCUGCUAAACACCUUACAGUCUGUACUUCUUUCCUUUCUGUCUUAAGGUUGGUGAUAUAAUCAGAAUCAUGUUUUAAAAGAUUCGAUUGUUGAGCUAUUAGUUGUUUGAUAGGCAUUACUUAGAAGUUACAAUGUCGACACAAUUUAUGGAUACCAACUUCUUAUUUACUGUAAAAAGCGACGUUUUGGUAUAGAUCCUUAUACCGUUGCCAAGCAAAGAAGAAAUAAUGAAGUUGUUAUCCAUAAACUGUGUCUACUUUAUUGAGCUAUUGUUUAAAGGUACGGCUACUUAUAGGCAUACAAAGCUUUAAAGCUUUGUGCACAACUAAUUACAUAUACCCUAUAUAAUAUUCCAUGGCAAUAGUUAUUUGACUACCUUUUCAAUUACUACUUCUGCUUCUUCGCAUCAUAUAACGUUACCAGUAGUUUCACCAGACUCCGUGUUGAGCUCCGCCCGUUGAGUGUGUUAGUGAGUGAGUUAGGUUUAACGCCGCUUUUAACAGUAUUACAGUUAUAUCACGGCGUGUCAGCUUAAUUUGGGAGGAAAGCCCGAAGUGAUGUAGGUCUCAGACGUUUACCACUUCGG